Mercenaria mercenaria is the source of this 4178-nucleotide messenger RNA. RefSeq names its product receptor-type tyrosine-protein phosphatase kappa-like. Bases 1 to 3600 code for a protein of 1199 amino acids. The transcript has 22 exons. Gene Ontology annotation, molecular function: protein tyrosine phosphatase activity. The record is from RefSeq and is a predicted model, not a curated record. Gene Ontology annotation, biological process: protein dephosphorylation. NCBI's taxonomy places the organism in Eukaryota, Metazoa, Mollusca, Bivalvia, Venerida, Veneridae.
AUGCAAGCUGUUUCCUCCACAGAGACAGGAGGCAGCAUUGAUAAUGUAGGAUAUAACCAAACAGUAGAUGAAACACCCCAAAGUGUAUAUGAGAGGUUAGGCAAUGACACCCACGAAGAUCAACAUCAAUAUAGCGAGUACAACGCCUUCUUUUAUGAAGUUAUGUUGAAUAUUUUAGAAUUAAAGAGUACAAACGAAGCAGGGGGAGGGUGGGGCGAAGGGGCAUGUAACGGAAAUGAAGGCCUUACAUGUGUCGGUAGUGCUCUAGGCUGUCAUAAUGGAUGUGCAAAAUGUCAGGGAAACUCGAAUUUUUGUGAAGCAUGUAAAGACGGAUACUUCUUAUCUAACAGAAGCUGUUUUAUUUGUCCUGAAACUUGUGAAAAAUGUACACACACGUCUUACUGUACAAAAUGUAAAACACAAUUCUGGAACAUCGAGCCAUUUCAUGCUUGCGGAAGUGCGUGUAAUGAAAACUGUGGAGAGAUUGGGUGUGAUGAUGUGACCGGUUACUGUCUUCAAUGUAAAUUAGGAUUUUAUGGUUCUUCGUGUGAAAACAACUGUUCUCUGUGUGUAAACCGUGCUUGUAAACUUCGUCAGUGUACAAUAGGCUGUGUUGAUGGAUACUAUGCUGAUACUCUUAAUCGUUUUAAAACAUGUAAGAAAUGUUUUGGUAAUUGCACAUUAUGUGAUAGUCUGACAAAUUGUAAACAGUGUGUAAAUGGUUUCUAUUUAUACAGCAGCAAUAAUGGGAAACAUUAUUGUUAUCAAUGUCCACCGGACUGUGAAGAAUGCAAUAACCUUAAUAACUGCACAGUUUGCAAUUCAGGAAAAUAUGGAUACAGAUGUAGCUACGACUGCAAUAUAUCGAACUGCCAAAAAUGCAUCAAGGAUAACAAUGUUGUAAAAUGUACAGAGUGUGUAAAUAGAUACAAACUUGCGAAUAAUACCUGUAUUGCUGAAAAAAAUGAUUGUUCGCAAAAUUGCAAUAACGGUUGUGACAGUUAUGGAAACUGUUCAGGUGGAUGUAAAGAUGGUUGGACAGGACUGAAAUGUGCAAGCGGCUGUACACAAAACUGUCGUCAGUGCGAUCAGAGCAUUGCUGCUUUAUGUACGAAAUGUGAAGGGGACUUCUAUACAUCUAAUUGCUCUAUCCCCUGUAGUUCACAUUGUUCCAUUGUAUCCGACAAGGCAACAUGCUACAUCAAUAAUGGAACGUGCUUAAAUGGAUGCCAAAAUGGAUACAAAGGAAGUAACUGUGAAGAGAAUAUUUUCGCGGCCUCUACAUCAACCUCAACAGAUGACACUACUGUAUCAACAAUAACUACAAAUGAUGUAACGGGAAUCUCUGAUAGUCAUGAGGACAAAAAUAAUCAAGAUGCUAUUACAAUAGGAGCUGGGGCAGGUGGAGGACUUUUGAUACUAGUUUUGAUGGUCGUUGUGGUCGUUUGUGUAGUAAAAAGGCAACAAGCAAGAGACAGUGCUUCAAGUAGUGGCAACGUAUUCAAGGAAACAACACAACAAUCAUUGGAUGGUACAGACAACGUAUAUGCACAACCAAACAAACAAAGAAAAAAAGGUCAAGAUUACGUAUAUGCACAACCAAACAAACAAAGAAAAGAAGGUCAAGAUUACAUUUACGCCCAGCCAAACAAACCUAAGAAGGGCGUACUUCAUAAGAAGGAGGAAAUCAGCAAACCUCAGAAAAUGUAUGACAAUGUUGUGAUUGAUCUUGAUAACGAAGCAGAGAAUCAUUUUGAAACAGAAAUACCGGUGUCAGAAGAAACUGAUGUAGAUGCAAUAUUGCUAGAAAAUAUUGACGAUGAACCUAAAAGCCUUAUAAUGACAGAAGUGAUCGUGCCAAAAUCAGAUACAUAUUACAAUAUGGCUAGUUUGUUGAGAAGCCGGGUUGAAAUCUCAAAACUGCUUGUCUACAUAAAAAACAAGACAGAUUUUGAGAACGAAUUUGAGAAACUACCUAAAGGACUGACUAGAACUUGCAACGAAGCACUGAUACCAGGAAACCGUCCCAAAAAUAGAUACAAUGGCAUAUAUGCUUAUGAUGCUACACGUGUAAAACUGCAAAGCAAAAGCUUUAUCAAUGCAAAUUAUAUCGAUGGUCAAGGUCAGACACAAAACUCUUACAUUGCUUCUCUUGGUCCUACAAAAAGUACCAUGGACAAUUUUGCAACAUUUUGGGAGAUGGUAUGGCAAGAGAAUUCAAAUAAAAUCCUCAUGUUGACAAAUUUGGAGGAAUCCAAGAAAAUGAAAUGCCAACAAUACUGGCCAGAUCGAGGAAGUCGAAGUAUAUAUGGAGAUAUAAUCGUGACUUCCAUUGCUGAGAAGGUGUUUUCAGACUUUGUCGUCAGGGAAUUUACAGUAGCUCAGAAUUCCGAAACAAGAAAAGUAACGCAGUACCAUUACACAGCAUGGCCUGACAAAACAGUUCCGCAUACUGUCGCAUCAUUGAUAGAGUUCAGAGAUAAAGUAGAGCAGGGAAAUGCACCAGUUACUGGUCCAAUGAUAGUGCAUUGCAGUGCUGGCAUUGGACGUACAGGAACAUACAUUGCUCUUGACAUUUUGAUAAGAGAAGGCAAGGAAGAAGACUUUGUUGAUAUUUUCGGAUGUGUGAUAGCUCUACGUGGACAAAGAGUUAACCUGGUGCAGAAUGUUGAACAAUACAUAUUUCUUCACCACUGUGUUCUUUAUGCUCUAACAUGUGAGUCUGACAUAUUUCCUGACGCUGCUAUUCCACAUGUCUUUACAGAUGAGAAAAUAGCGACACAAUAUCAGUCGUUGCAGAAUUUUACGCUACUGACCAACAAAAAUAAAAGGCUGAUGGUGCAAGCCAAAAGCAGAAAAGAAAACAGAAAAGGGGCCGAUAUCCCUGGGGAUGGUUAUAGAGUUCGAUUGACUUUGACAAAACAAGAUUAUAUAAAUGCUGUCUACGUUAAUGGAUAUAUAGAAACAAACAAGUUUAUCCUUGCACAGACACCUUUGCCGGAUACUGUUGAGGACUUUGUGUCCAUGUUAUACCAAGAAAGGUGUUCAUGUAUUGUCUGUCUGGACGAGGAAAAUAUGUAUGAUAAGACAGUUGCUCAGUAUAUUCCACCAGCCAACAAAGUAUCAACAUUUGGUCAUUUUCAAGUGUCAUGCACAAGAAGUGAUUCAAGGGAAUGUUUUGUUAUUAGAGAGUUGAAACUCUCGCGAAUUGGAUCGCCGCCUGCAAAAGAGUUGACAGUCCGUCACUACCAGCUUAAAGGUUGGAAAAGACAAGACAUUGUUCCAAAGAAAACCUCUUCAUUCUUGAAUACAGUCGUAGAUGUUGAAAAAGUCAGAAAAGGUUCACACUCAGAACAACCAAUAGUUAUACACUGCUUGACUGGGUCUGAGAGAAGUGGUCUUUUCUGUGUAGUGUCCGUACUCUUAGAAAAGAUGACUAUUGAGAACGAACUGAGCGUGCUCAACACAAUUUGUCAGGUUCGCUCAAGAAGGAGGUCUGCUAUUCAGGAUAUUGAACAGCUACGAUUCUGCUACAGCUGUAUUGAAGAAUUGUUGGAGAUGCCAGACACAAACACGUACUACAAUAUUGGCAAUGUAUGAAUACAAAGAAAUGAAUAUUUAAUUUGAACGCAAUACAAAAACAAGCGUACUGUUUCUCUAUAGAGGAACUCAUUUUGCUCAGUUUGAAGACGUGAAUACAGUCAUUCUGAAUCUGCAAAAAACACACAUUUAUUUCUGUUAUACUAGCAUACAAUAUUCCUUUAGCCGCAAUAUAUGCUUGUGUUUGCCAUUAUGUUUUUUCUUAAGUUAUGAGACAUAAAUAAUGUUGCGUCAUGUGUAAAGGGAUGUUUGUGUUUGCUUUAAAGGGACUAACCAACACAUUUUUUGGCGACAAAUAAUUUCUCUCAAAAAUCCAUAAAGUGUAUACAUGUACUCUGAAAGUGACUUGUGAUACAAACUUAUUGACAUAAGAUUUUUGCAAGAUAUUAUUAUAAAUAACAAAAAACAGUGUGCAGAAGGUAGAAAACGGUUGCAACGCUUUUGAAAUAAUUUAGAAAAUAUGCUUUCUUCUUAUAUUUCUACCAAUAACUAACUGCUAGUUUUUCUAUUUUAUCAUUUUCAGUGUCAUGUGUACUUUCUAUGCCAAACUUGGUGAAAAUAAACAUGUUGAAAAAUUU